AUGCGAUUCGACAGUAGCGUCUUGCCCGCUUGUGUUUGGUCCCCUCGCGGCUCGCAAAAAGCCGCACACCAAAGGUCACUCUUGCCCAGGGCCACUCCUGCGUGUAGCCGAAGGACGUUCUGGGCAUGCUUCUUCGGCUAUGCGGUCUGCUACUUCACGAGGCAGAGCCUGAACUACACAGCGCCGCACCUCCGGGCGGCCAUGGGCUGGGGCGGGCUCGCGCAGCUGGGGCAGUUGUCCUCCAUUUUCCCGCUGGCGUAUGGGUCGUCACGUUUCCUCGGUGGAGUGCUAGGAGAUUUGAUGAGCCCGAAGCGGGUGUUCGCACUGGGCCUCGGCGUGUGCGGAGCGCUCAACGUGGCGUUUGGGCUGAGCUCCUCGCUGCCCGCCUUCGCGCUGUUCUGGUUCCUGAACGGCUGCUUUCAGGGGCUCAUGGCUCCAGCGUGUGUCAAGAUGAUUACCAACUGGUUUGCCAAAGAAGAGCGCGGUACGUGGUGGUCUGUCUGGCAUGCCUCCAUCAACCUAGGUGGUUUCAUCAUACCAUUCCUCGCUGGAGGGCUGGCCGAGACGUUCGGAUGGCGUUAUGGGAUGCUCGGUCCUGGCUGCGUCGCCACAUGCACCGCCCUCCUGUGCCUGCUGGUCAUGAAGGAUUCGCCAGCGCAGCCCGUGGCUUCACCAUCCCAGGUUGCCAGGGGUGCUCCGGAGUCCUCUGCGGAGGCGGCGGAGGCCAAGCCUACAGAGGCGAUCGGCUUGGCGCAGGGCAUUUUCAUGGAUCCGGCGCAGUGGGCCCUUGGGGCGGCAUAUCUGGUUAAUUACGUGGUUCGGCAAGGAUUGGCAGUCUGGGGCAUGUUCUUCCUGAUGGAGGGCGGGGUAUCGUCAGCCGCCAAGGCUGCGGCGCUGUUCUCUGGCUUCGAACUGGGCGGCUUCCUCGGUAAUCUGACAGCGGGCGCUCUGUCCGACGUGUUCCUGCGACGCGCCAAGCCUGGGCAGGGACUCCCUGGCCAGCGAGCCAAGGUGGUGAACAUCUACUUUCUGGCGAUGCUUCUCCUCCUGCCGCUGCUGGCAAGGUGCCCGCCCACCCUGCCGACGCUCCAGUACCUGCUGCUGCUGGCCCUGGGGCACUUCAUCUGUGGGGCCCAGCUGCUGCUGCCCCUGGUGGCUGCGGAGCGGGCGCCGCAGAGGUGGCUGUCCACGGCGACGGGGUUCAUCGGCUGGGUGGGCUACUUCGGAGCAGCGCUGGCGGGCCUGCCGCUCUCCUUCGUGGUGCAGCGGCUGGGCUGGGGCGCCUACUUCGGCGUGCUGGGGGCCGCCGCGGCCCUGGGCACCGCGCUGAUGGUGCCGCUGUGCGGGCUGCGGAGCUGGAAGCAGCGCUUCGGCGCACCCGGGGCAGGGGCGGAGAGCUGA
Prorocentrum cordatum is the source of this 1401-nucleotide messenger RNA. NCBI's taxonomy places the organism in Eukaryota, Dinophyceae, Prorocentrales, Prorocentraceae. The record is from the annotation of a GenBank genome assembly.